Molecule: messenger RNA, 1599 nt
Organism: Tupaia belangeri chinensis (Chinese tree shrew)
Lineage: Eukaryota; Metazoa; Chordata; Mammalia; Scandentia; Tupaiidae
Product: cyclic nucleotide-gated cation channel beta-1
Exons: 8
Coding region: 43-1350 (435 amino acids)
Biological process (GO): monoatomic cation transmembrane transport; retina homeostasis
Cellular component (GO): intracellular cyclic nucleotide activated cation channel complex; plasma membrane; photoreceptor outer segment
Molecular function (GO): intracellularly cAMP-activated cation channel activity; intracellularly cGMP-activated cation channel activity; cGMP binding
Source: RefSeq, a predicted model, not a curated record
GGUGUCUGAGCCACCACUGGGGCCGGCAAAGCAGGGCCUGUGAUGGCCAAUGUCCCUUCCUCUUCUCUCUCCAGUUACAUCCGCUGUUACUACUGGGCCGUGAAGACCCUCAUCACCAUUGGUGGGCUGCCCGACCCUGAGACGCUCUUUGAAAUUGUCUUCCAGUUGCUGAACUAUUUCACGGGCGUCUUCGCUUUCUCUGUGAUGAUCGGACAGAUGAGAGACGUGGUGGGGGCUGCCACCGCCGGGCAGACCUACUAUCGCAGCUGCAUGGAUAGCACCGUGAAGUACAUGAACUUCUACAAGAUCCCGAGGUCCGUGCAGAACCGUGUUAAGACCUGGUACGAGUACACCUGGCACUCGCAAGGCAUGCUGGAUGAGUCAGAGCUGAUGGUGCAACUUCCAGACAAGAUGCGGCUGGACCUCGCCAUUGAUGUGAACUAUGACAUUGUCAGCAAAGUGGCACUCUUUCAGGGCUGUGACCGGCAGAUGAUCUUCGACAUGCUGAAGAGGCUUCGCUCUGUGGUCUACCUGCCCAAUGACUAUGUGUGCAAGAAGGGGGAGAUUGGCCGUGAGAUGUACAUCAUCCAGGCAGGGCAGGUGCAGGUGCUGGGUGGCCCUGACGGGAAGUCUGUGCUGGUGAUGCUGAAAGCUGGAUCUGUGUUUGGAGAAAUAAGCUUGCUGGCUGUGGGGGGUGGGAACCGGCGCACAGCCAACGUGGUGGCCCACGGCUUCACCAACCUCUUCAUUCUGGAUAAGAAGGACCUCAAUGAAAUUCUGGUGCAUUACCCCGAAUCUCAGAAGUUGCUCCGGAAGAAGGCCAGGCGCAUGCUGAGGAAUAACACCAAGCCCAAGGAACAGAAGAGCAUACUUAUCCUGCCUCCCCGGGCGGGCACCCCCAAGCUCUUCAACGCGGCCCUCGCUGCAGCAGGAAAGAUGGGCGGCAAGGGGGCGAAGGGCGGCAAGCUGGCCCACCUCCGAGCUCGCCUCAAAGAACUGGCUGCGCUGGAGGCAGCGGCGAGGCAGCAAGAGCUGCUGGAACAGGCCAAGAAAUCUCAAGACGCCGGGGGAGAAGAAGGCUCAGCUGCCCCAGACCAGUCCGCAGCCCCGGCAGAAGCCACUCCUGACCAGCCCGCACCUCCAAAGUCCGGAGAUCCCCCAGAACCGCCGGGACCCCCGGCCCAGCGCUCUGCGUCAUCUGUCUCCCCCGGGAGGCCCGAAGCUAGCGGGGAGGAGGCGGCCAAGCUGGAGGAGCACCCGGUGCGGAUCCACAUGAGCCCGGGUCCAGAGCCCGGCGAGCAGAUCCUGUCGGCGGAGUUACCCGAGGAGAAGAAGGAGGAAGCGCCCUGAGCCUGCCCUGCGCGGGCCCAGCAGGCGUGCCCUGGCAGCCGCGUGCCCAAGGCGCCGACAGCCCAGGCGAGGGCGCUGUCCGCGGUAGUGGCCUCCGUUGCUCGCAGCCCCGCCAGGCCAGCAUGUUGCCCCGACUUUCCUCAAGUGUUCUUGUCGGUGAACUCACGCUGUCACUUGAGAACCCUACUCCCUUCUAGUUGUAUAAUUUUUUUGUUUUAAGUCUCUUUUUUAAAAGAAUUAUUUAUUCUA